Molecule: messenger RNA, 4926 nt
Organism: Phascolarctos cinereus (koala)
Lineage: Eukaryota; Metazoa; Chordata; Mammalia; Diprotodontia; Phascolarctidae
Gene: COPS2
Product: COP9 signalosome subunit 2
Molecular function (GO): protein binding
Source: RefSeq, a predicted model, not a curated record
UUUUUUCUCCAGGACUACCACGUAAACUCUUCCAAGAAAUCGGGGAAGACGGGAGACACGAGGGGCAGAGACGCCUCAUGUCCAAGGUCUUGCUUCUCCUUGACUUUCAGCGGCCUAAGAGUGUCCCCAACCUCCGAGGCAAUGAAGGGCAGAGACUUCUCCCUCCGUCUCAAAGCUGGAGCCGGCUCAGGCAGCGUGUCAAGUUUCCAAAAACUCUCCCGGGGCUUCCGCAGCUCUGGCUUCCGGCCGCCGGUUCGCACGGUUGCUAGGCUCAGUUGCUAGGGUAAGUUGCUAAGGCACCAACAGCCUCGCAGGAAGGAUGGGCAGCCGAACUGCGCGCUCCCUUUCACUGUCGUAGUGGAUCCCCUCAGCUCCAAGCACGUCCGUUCCGCACGGAAACGUCCAGCUCCUUGCCCGGGCGAAAAGGAGGGCGGCGCGGAGGAAGAAGGGGGUGACUCCGCUCCGCGCGGAGGAUUGUGGGAGGAGGUUGUCUCCAGUUUCUCCUCCCCCCCUUUCCCUUCCCCCCCUCCCGGCCAAGAUGUCUGACAUGGAGGAUGAUUUCAUGUGCGAUGAUGAGGAGGACUACGACCUGGAAUAUUCUGAAGAUAGUAACUCUGAACCAAAUGUGGAUUUGGAAAACCAGUACUACAAUUCCAAAGCAUUGAAGGAAGAUGACCCAAAAGCAGCAUUAAGCAGUUUCCAGAAGGUUUUAGAGCUUGAAGGUGAAAAAGGAGAGUGGGGAUUUAAAGCACUGAAACAGAUGAUUAAAAUAAACUUCAAGUUGACAAACUAUCCAGAAAUGAUGAAUAGAUAUAAACAACUAUUGACCUACAUUCGGAGUGCAGUCACAAGGAAUUAUUCUGAAAAGUCUAUUAACUCUAUUCUUGAUUAUAUCUCUACUUCCAAACAGAAUUCUGAUUUUUUAUGUCAGAUGGAUUUACUGCAGGAAUUCUAUGAAACAACACUGGAAGCUCUGAAAGAUGCUAAGAAUGAUAGGCUGUGGUUUAAGACAAACACAAAGCUUGGAAAAUUGUAUCUAGAACGAGAAGAAUAUGGAAAGCUUCAAAAAAUUUUGCGCCAGUUGCAUCAGUCAUGCCAGACGGAUGAUGGAGAAGAUGACCUUAAAAAGGGUACACAAUUAUUGGAAAUUUAUGCAUUAGAAAUUCAAAUGUAUACGGCACAGAAAAAUAACAAAAAACUUAAAGCAUUGUAUGAACAGUCACUGCACAUCAAAUCAGCCAUCCCCCAUCCACUGAUCAUGGGUGUCAUUAGAGAAUGUGGUGGUAAAAUGCACUUAAGAGAAGGUGAAUUUGAGAAGGCUCACACUGAUUUUUUUGAAGCAUUCAAGAAUUAUGAUGAAUCAGGGAGUCCCAGACGAACCACUUGCUUAAAAUACUUGGUUUUAGCAAACAUGCUAAUGAAAUCGGGAAUAAAUCCAUUUGACUCUCAGGAGGCAAAGCCGUAUAAAAAUGAUCCAGAGAUUCUAGCGAUGACGAAUUUAGUAAGUGCCUAUCAGAAUAAUGACAUCACUGAAUUUGAGAAGAUUCUGAAAACAAAUCACAGCAACAUCAUGGACGAUCCCUUCAUAAGGGAGCACAUUGAAGAGCUUUUGCGAAACAUCAGAACACAAGUGCUUAUAAAAUUAAUUAAGCCUUACACAAGAAUACAUAUUCCUUUUAUUUCUAAGGAAUUAAACAUAGAUGUAGCUGAUGUGGAGAGCUUGCUGGUACAAUGCAUAUUGGAUAACACUAUUCAUGGCCGAAUUGAUCAAGUCAACCAGCUCCUUGAACUGGAUCAUCAGAAGAGGGGUGGUGCCCGAUAUACUGCACUAGAUAAAUGGACCAACCAGCUAAAUUCUCUCAACCAAGCUGUAGUCAGUAAACUGGCUUAACUGAGAACAAGCUUUUACAAGACAUACUUAAGGCAACAGUGCAGUGAUGUAAACCUUAAAAGAACUGGGAAUGGCAAAACUACUGUCAGUUGAUGUGCCCUGAAAAUUAUUGGAGUUGUGGCAGAAGUGCUUUUUUGAUCAGCUGGUUUGUGUUUUGCUGCUGCAUUUAUCCCAAGAAAAACAGCUUUAAUCUCCAGAAGAAAACCAAAAUGCCAUGGGAUUUAUGCUGUAUUGACAUCUUGCCCUAGACAUACAACACCAUAGUAAUUUGUCACGGGCAACUGAUGACCAGAGAGAAGAUUUUUGUCAUGAUUUUAAAUACACUGACACGUUACUGUUGGUUAAAUUUAAACAUGUUUUACCUGCAGAAAUUCUCUCACAGAAAUAACCUGCAAUAACUUGAAAUGCAUACCCUUUUGAACACUUCCUUUUCUCAUGUAUAAAUUAAAAUGUUUGCUGCAUUUUGCAAAAUGUCAAUUCUCCAAAAAUGUGUCCGUAUAUUUCUGUACCUGCAGUGUAGUAAAGGUUUAGACGAAACCCCAUAAUGAUAGUGGCAUACUGUCACUUAGGUUUCAAGCAGCAAAAUAAACAGUGCAGCUCAGAAAUUGUACAGUUUGGUUCUUGAUGUGUUUUUUAUUAUAUUUGAGUUUUGUUUUGUUUGUUUUUGUAUCUUAGAGAUUUCAAAUUAUUUUAUCUCCAUCUAAUGAUAAGCUACAUGGGGAUAAAUGAAUUGAUUUCCUACUUUUGAGGUUUGGCCUUUUUGUUUUGUUUUGUUUUUGUUUUUUGCUUUUGAAGUAGUCUAUUAACAAUAUGAAGAGAAACAAAAAUUAGAUAUUUAAUAGCCAGAAGUUGGGUAGCACCAACUUAGUAGAAUAAAAUUUGGGGGAAAAAAUUACCAAAAGUAAUGGGCAGGAUGUUUCUUAUUGUCUCUUGAAUUUCAAAUAUUGCUAAAAGGCUUUAAAUUCUAUAGUAAAUCCUAUAUAUUGCAGUGGGAUAGAAUACAAGCUGUAACUAUACAACGUGAGGUUUUUGGGUUUGUUUGUUUGGUUUUUUUAAUCACAACCAUAUCAGAACUUUAUAAUUGUCACCUUGGGAAGUAAGAUACUUAUUUUAAUGAUGCUGCAGCUGUGCAGAAUAUUUUUGGUACCCCUCUCUUAAAAACUGAUUUUGGAAUCAAAUUGAACCACAGACUAAAAUCAGUCUAAAUACUUUUGAAUCCCACUUUAUUUUUACCCCCAGACUACAUGCUGAUCACCUGCCGAAUUCACCAGACGUUGUUCCUGAUGCCUUUAGAGUAUUGCCAGAAAUUAAAUCCAUCCUCGCAGGGCAAAGAUUUUCUACUUUUGAGGUCUUCAAACAAUGUGUCAAAGACCAUGGGAGCAGUAUCCAAAGGGGAUUUACAAAUAUGUAAGGCAAUGGCAGCAUUGCUGGAAUGAGUAUAUUGCCUCACAAGGUGACCACUUUAAAAUGGAAGAAUGCUCAUUCAGAUAGCCAAGGUCUGGUAUGUUUGUUAAAAAACUUUAUUACUUUACAUUUUGAACAGUCAGAACCAAGAGGAAAUGUUAAUGUGGUUAAUUUAUUUUUUCUUUGAAUAUCAUCUCUUUCUGACAUAAAAAGUACAAGUGAGUGGCAGGAAACCUCUUUACAACCUUCAGAGUAAAAACAGUGUUGUUGGUGGAUAAAUCCUAUUUUAUAAUCAGCGGUACCAGCAUGGACUUAAACACAAGGCAUGCUUAUUCAGUUUUGUCAGCAUUUUAUGGAGAUUUGUGGUAUAUAUUUAUACUCUAGCUCGAUCAUCUCUAGAUUUAGGAAGGCAAUAACCAAUGUCUAUCAAGUUAAAGCAGUGUGAAUGAACAGUUGGAAGUUGGAAACUGUAGAACAUUGGAAGAAAACCAAAAAUGAAAGUCAUGUCUAUGGUAGGGAAUAAAAGAGUUGAAGAUAAUUUUAUCAUAUUAUGUGUAUUUUCUCCUCUUUUACAUACUAUAUCCUUCCUUUACAGAAUAAUGUGUUGUUUAUUACAGGGGUGGCUUAUUUUUUAAUAUAUAAAAAAGAAAUGUAUUUAUCAUUAGUAUUUGGAAGACCCUUUGUUACCCAAAAUAGCUGUCAAAUGAAAGGUAAACAAGUAAAGGAACCUGCCCACAAUUAAGAUAAUGGUAAACAAAAAUUUCCCUCCACCAGUUGAUAGAAUUAGAUUUCAGAGUGAUUUGUCUCAGGAUUUCCAGUGUUAGUACAACAAAUCUCCCAGUUUUCUUGUUCCAGGUUUUUGUUCAGUAGUACACCUUUUUGUAUGAGGGAGAAAAUUAUCAACAGACUCUUAAUGUUAAAGGAAGGAACUAUAUUUUCACAUCCAAUAUAAUUCUCAAAGAACAUCCCUAUAUAACUUUGAUUUUAUUCAUGCCUUUGGUUGGAGAAUUAGUCUAAAUGUGUCUCUUUGUUAAAAUCUUUAAUUUAUAUGUAGUUAUUUCAAUAUUAGUAAACCUAAUUCAGUGUUUACAAGAUAUAUUUUUCUAAAUUUAAUCAUUUAGAUUACAUAAUUUAGUCUUGUAUCUAGAAUAUGCACUUAAUAUCUGUUCACUAACACUUGGAACAGUAUUUGUUUGGUUGAAGCUCUGUGUUUUGCUUUGUUUUUUGUUCUUCAAAUCUUGUAAGACUGAAGUAUGGAUUAGAGAUUGAAUUUAAGUUGUAUUUUGACAGGCAAGUGUGCUAGAUUGGCAAACUUAUGACAGUGGUCUGUUGAUAGAUUUAUCCAUGGUUCUAAUGAAACACAGUUUUUGACUUUAAAUUAUAGUGUAAUAGUUUCACCUAGUGUUUUUACACUCAAAUUUAGUAGUUAUCUUUUGCCCUGCUGCAAACUUAGGCUGAUGUCAUUCCUAUAUACAUAUGUGUGUAUAUGAAUGGUUUCUCUGCUUCUGCGUCAUCCCCUCAAAAUGAUUACUUUAUAAUGAUGGUUAAUGUAGAUCUGUAGACACACAGAAGUAUUUAUGUGUGCGUGAGUGUGAGUAUAUACACACACAAAUAUAUAUAUAUCACUUGUU